Molecule: messenger RNA, 1344 nt
Organism: Arachis duranensis
Lineage: Eukaryota; Viridiplantae; Streptophyta; Magnoliopsida; Fabales; Fabaceae
Product: sulfite exporter TauE/SafE family protein 3
Biological process (GO): protein ubiquitination
Cellular component (GO): Cul4A-RING E3 ubiquitin ligase complex; membrane
Source: RefSeq, a predicted model, not a curated record
CUGCAUUUGGAAGCGUAGGUGGUGUUGGUGGAGGUGGCAUAUUUGUUCCCAUGCUUAGUCUCAUCAUUGGUUUUGAUCCAAAAUCAUCAACUGCUAUCUCAAAAUGUAUGAUCAUGGGAGCAGCUUUGUCAACUGUUUACUACAACCUUAGACUAAGGCAUCCAACAUUGGAUAUGCCUAUAAUUGACUAUGAUUUGGCACUUCUCAUUCAACCAAUGCUGAUGCUUGGAAUCAGCAUUGGAGUGACCUUCAAUGUUCUUUUCCCUGAUUGGAUGGUCACUAUACUGCUUAUUGUUAUCUUUGUAGUGACAUCAACCAAGGCAUUCUUUAAGGGUGUGGAAACUUGGAAGAAGGAAACCAUUAUGAAAAAGGAAGCUGCUCAGCGACAAGAGACAAAUGGUUCUGGUGCUGAAGCAGAUUACAAACCUCUUCCUGCCGGGCCAAAUGGUGGCGCAGCAAAGAAGGAGGAACACCAGGUGACUAUUAUUGAAAAUAUAUACUGGAAGGAGUUGGGAUUACUUCUGUUUGUUUGGUUUUCAUUUCUUGCACUACAGAUUAUCAAGGAAUACUAUACAACUACUUGUUCAACAGCAUACUGGGUGCUGAACAUUCUACAGAUUCCGGUGUCGGUUGGGGUAACUGCUUAUGAGGCAAGUGGCUUAUUUAGCGGACGUAGAGUAAUCUCUUCGACCGGAGACGAAGGGAAAAAUUUCACUGUUCUUCAGCUGUUUAUAUAUUGCGUCUUCGGUUUACUGGCUGGAGUAGUUGGCGGCUUGCUGGGACUUGGAGGAGGAUUUGUUAUGGGACCACUGUUUUUGGAGUUGGGAGUCCCACCUCAGGUGUCAAGCGCCACUGCCACCUUCGCCAUGAUCUUCUCCUCAUCCAUGUCUGUUAUAGAAUACUACUUGUUGAAGCGUUUCCCGGUUCCUUAUGCUGCAUAUUUGACUCUGGUGGCCACUAUAGCUGCCUUGGUUGGACAGCAUAUUGUGAGGAGAUUGAUCAUCCUAUUUGGAAGAGCUUCCCUUAUCAUCUUCAUUCUUGCUGGCACAAUAUUUGUUAGUGCAAUCUCAUUAGGUGGAGUUGGAAUAUCAAACAUGGUAUACAAGAUUGGGAAUCAUGAAUACAUGGGAUUUGAGAAUCUGUGCAAAUAUGGAUCAUAACACACCCCAUCUUGGAAGAAUGAUUUUGUCACGUUUUGCAAUUUGCAUAUUUGUAGUAGCGGAAAAGCCAAGAGCUUUCAGGUAAAAAAUUGUCCAUUAUUCUAAAUUUUGCCAACUCAUGCUGUAAUCUGUAGGACAUUUCCAGACUGAAAUUAUAUAUAAUAUAUAUUUUUUCUCCCUACAA